UGUGUUGUCUACCUUUCUGCUACGUUUUUGAAGAAUUAUACCGGGGAAUAUUGUUUACAAAUCCAUAGAGAGACUGCCAGGACGGGGCGGCCAGAUCUUCCUCAGAGGGGGAAUAUAAAAAGGAUCCUGUGAACUUGUGUACCUCGUUGGACGACUGAAUUUUUUGUUUCAAGUGGUUUUGUCUUCGUUUGAUUCUGCUGAUUUGGUGAGGCCGGAGAGCCGUGUGGCGUUUGACAGACUGCGAUGCACCGCUUAAGGACUUGUGCUUCUCGGCUACGGCCGUUAACUGCCUCACAGACCGCUCAGAACUUCUCACAGCAGAGGCCGGUGGCGGCUCCGGCUCCGGCUCCAAGGACGUUUCAGCCAGUCAGGUGCUACUCAGCAUCAGUUGUUGCCGAACCUUUUCUAAAUGGGACAAGCUCAAAUUAUGUUGAAGAGAUGUACUAUGCGUGGCUAGAAAACCCCAAGAGUGUACAUAAGUCUUGGGACAUCUUCUUCCGCAAUGCCAACGCGGGGGCCCCCCCAGGAGCUGCGUAUCAGAGCCCACCCCCACUGGGCGUAAGUCUGCCAACUCUGUCUCAGGCCCAGGCGCUGGUUGGAGCCCAGCCCAACGUGGAGAAACUAGUGGAGGAUCACUUAGCAGUGCAGUCACUCAUCCGUGCCUACCAGGUCAGGGGUCAUCACGUAGCCAAACUCGACCCUUUGGGCAUCAGUUGUGUAAAUUUUGACAAUGCCCCCAUUACUCUGGGUUUACGUCACGUCGACCUGACUGUAUUUAAAGAGCGUCUUACUAACCUAACAGCUGGAGGAUUCUACGGGCUGGAUGAGUCCGACCUGGAUAAAGUGUUCCGACUGCCCACGACUACCUUUAUCGGAGGCAGUGAGAGCACCCUACCUCUGAGAGAGAUCAUUCGCCGACUUGAGAUGGCCUACUGCCAGCACAUCGGUGUGGAAUUCAUGUUCAUCAAUGACCUGGACCAGUGUCAGUGGAUCAGACAGAGGUUUGAGAGUCCCGGUGUGAUGCAGUUCACCCUGGAGGAGAAGAGGACCCUUCUGGCUCGGAUGGUCCGCUCCACCAGGUUUGAGGAGUUUCUACAGAGGAAGUGGUCCUCAGAGAAGCGUUUUGGCCUGGAGGGGUGCGAGUCUCUAAUUCCCGCCCUCAAGACCAUAAUUGACAAGUCCAGCCAGAACGGUGUGGAGAGUGUGAUCAUGGGAAUGCCACACAGGGGGCGCUUAAAUGUGCUGGCGAAUGUGAUCCGCAAGGAACUGGAGCAGAUCUUCUGUCAGUUUGACUCGAAGCUAGAGGCGGCUGAUGAGGGAUCAGGUGACGUGAAGUAUCAUCUUGGAAUGUACCACAGGAGGAUCAAUCGUGUUACUGACCGAAACAUUACCCUGUCCCUGAUGGCCAACCCCUCCCACCUAGAGGCAGUGGACCCCGUGGUGCAGGGCAAGACCAAGGCUGAGCAGUUCUACAGUGGUGACACUGAAGGCAAAAGGGUCAUGUCCAUCCUGUUACACGGUGAUGCUGCGUUUGCAGGCCAGGGCAUCGUGUAUGAAACCUUCCACCUGAGUGACUUACCAUCCUACACCACUCACGGCACCAUCCACGUGGUUGUCAACAACCAGAUUGGGUUCACCACGGACCCCCGCAUGGCACGCUCCUCCCCUUACCCCACCGAUGUGGCCAGGGUGGUCAACGCGCCCAUCUUCCACGUCAACGCUGAUGACCCAGAGGCCGUGGUGUAUGUGUGUAAGGUGGCGGCUGAGUGGAGAGCCACGUUCCACAAGGAUGUGGUCGUAGAUCUCGUGUGUUACAGGCGAAACGGCCAUAACGAGAUGGACGAGCCCAUGUUCACGCAGCCGCUCAUGUAUAAACAGAUAAAGAAACAGAAGGGUGUGCUGCAGAAGUACGCCGACAAACUCGUCGCCGAGGGAGCCGUCACCAGACAAGAGUACGAGGAAGAAAUAGCCAAAUAUGAUAGGAUCUGUGAGGAGGCACAUGUUCGCUCAAAGGACGAGAAGAUUCUACACAUCAGACACUGGUUGGAUUCACCCUGGCCUGGUUUCUUCACGCUGGAUGGCCAGCCGAAGAGCAUGAACUGUCCCUCCACAGGCAUUGAUGAAGAGGAACUUGCUCACAUUGGCCAAGUGGCGUCCUCUGUCCCAGUGGAAGACUUCACCAUCCACGGAGGUCUGAGUCGUAUCCUGAAGAGCAGGGCAGUAAUGGUGCAGAACCGCACAGUGGACUGGGCUCUGGGCGAGUACAUGGCUUUUGGGUCUCUGCUGAAGGAGGGCAUCCACGUUCGCCUGAGUGGACAGGACGUCGAGAGGGGCACGUUCAGUCACCGCCACCAUGUGCUUCACGAUCAGAACGUGGACAAGAGGAUCUGUAUCCCUAUGAACCACAUGUCCCCAAACCAGGCUCCCUACACCGUGUGUAACAGCUCCCUGUCUGAGUACGGGGUGUUAGGUUUCGAGCUGGGCUUUGCCAUGGCCAGUCCCAAUGCGCUGGUGCUGUGGGAAGCUCAGUUUGGAGAUUUCCACAACACGGCCCAGUGCAUUAUCGACCAGUUCAUCUGCCCCGGCCAGGCCAAAUGGUUUCGCCAGAACGGCAUCGUCCUGCUACUGCCCCACGGCAUGGAGGGAAUGGGUCCGGAGCACUCCUCGGCUCGGCCGGAGAGGUUCCUUCAGAUGUGCAAUGACGACCCUGAUGUUUUUCCGAACAUCACGGGGGACUUUGCGGUGAAUCAGCUGCACGACUGUAACUGGAUCGUCGUCAACUGCUCCACCCCUGCCAGCUACUUCCACGUGCUGAGACGACAGAUCCUCCUACCGUUCCGCAAACCCCUAAUUAUCUUCACACCAAAGUCCCUGUUACGUCAUCCUGAGGCCAAGUCCAGCUUUGAUGACAUGUUACCAGGUACACACUUCAGCCGCUUAAUUCCCGAGUCAGGCCCAGCGGCCCAGAACCCCUCUGGGGUGAAGCGUGUUAUCUUCUGCACUGGGAAGGUCUACUACGAACUCACUCGAGAACGUAAGAACCGUGGCAUGGAAGACACAGUUGCCGUGGUCCGCAUCGAGCAGCUCUCUCCGUUCCCCUUUGACCUGGUGAAAGCAGAGACAGAGAAGUAUUCCCAGGCAGAGUUAGUGUGGUGCCAAGAGGAGCACAAGAACCAGGGCUAUUACGACUACGUUAAACCUCGCAUUCGCACCACCAUAGAACGUGCCCGUCCUGUCUGGUACGCUGGCCGUGACCCGGCAGCUGCGCCGGCUACAGGGAACAAGAAGGCUCACCUACAAGAGCUGGAGCGCUUCCUGAACACGGCCUUCGACCUGGACGCGUUUCAGGGCCAGUGCUAGCGUCCCUUCAUCUCCCUCCAUCUCGCCCAUUAGAUUCCUCAUCAUCAACCUGCCCGCCCCUCCGUCCCACGAUCUUUCGGCUCGUAUUGCCCCGGCUUACCCACAAUCCUCUGCUCCGCUGACCUACAGUCCUUCACUCUGAUUACUCACAGUCCUCUACUCUGAUUACCCACAGUCCUCUACUCUGAUUACCCACAGUCCUCUACUCCGCUUACCUACAGUCCUUCACUCUGAUUACCCACAGUCCUCUUCUCUGCUUACUCACAGUCCUUCACUCUGAUUACCUACAGUCCUCUACUCUGAUUACCCACAGUCCUCUACUCCGCUUACUCACAGUCCUC
Molecule: messenger RNA, 3701 nt
Organism: Chanos chanos (milkfish)
Lineage: Eukaryota; Metazoa; Chordata; Actinopteri; Gonorynchiformes; Chanidae
Gene: ogdhb
Product: oxoglutarate dehydrogenase b
Exons: 24
Coding region: 244-3360 (1038 amino acids)
Biological process (GO): tricarboxylic acid cycle
Cellular component (GO): oxoglutarate dehydrogenase complex; mitochondrion
Molecular function (GO): thiamine pyrophosphate binding; oxoglutarate dehydrogenase (succinyl-transferring) activity
Source: RefSeq, a predicted model, not a curated record